UUGCUUGCUACUGUGUACUGACAUUGCCCCUCACUCACGCCACCGAGUGUGGGGCACCCCUGUCGCGCAUCGUCAUCCCAAAUUUUUGCCGGAUCUUGAUAGACAACCAAAUCUUGACAACCAACAACAUGGUGCUCCAGGCAAUCAAGUACACACGGGGCCGGCUCGAGAUCCUCGAUCAGCUGAAGCUGCCGCACGCCGAGGAAUAUGACCACAUCUACUCCAGCACCGAUGCGUGGCAUGCAAUCAAGGAGAUGCGGACUCGGGGAGCGCCCGCUAUUGCAAUCGUUGCUGCUCUCGCGCUGGCAGUCGAGCUCACCAACAUGAAGCUGUCGUCGGUGGCGGAGGAGGUGCAAGUCUUCAUUACAGAAAAGCUGGACUAUCUUGUCACCAGCCGACCUACUGCUGUGAACCUCGCGGAUGCGGCUGGGAAGCUGAGGAAAAUCACAAAAGAUGCUGCUGCACGGGAAGGAGCCAGUGGGGAGUCUGUGAGGGAUGCAUACGUCGAGGCUGCCGAGCAGAUGCUUGUCGACGACGUAAACGACAACGAGAACAUUGGCAAGCAUGGCGCGGAGUGGAUCGUGAAGAACACAGAAGCCGGCAAGAAGGGCCCCGUCAGCAUAUUGACGCACUGCAACACUGGAUCACUUGCAACCGCUGGGUACGGGACUGCUCUAGGCGUCAUCCGGUCGCUGCACUCGAGUGGCUCACUAAAGCAUGCCUUCUGUUCGGAGACGCGUCCAUACAACCAGGGAUCGAGGCUGACAGCUUUCGAGCUUGUACAUGACCAGAUCCCGGCGACCUUGGUCACUGACUCGAUGGCGGCGGCGCUUCUCCAGCUGAGAGGCGGGAGUGAGAACAUCGCUGGCAUUGUCGUUGGUGCUGACCGCGUCGCCGCGAACGGUGACACUGCGAACAAGAUCGGCACGUAUUCUCUGGCUAUUCUUGCAAAGCAUCACGGCGUCAAGUUCCUGGUCGCGGCACCAAGAACCACCAUCGACUUGAGGACCAAGUCUGGAGCGGACAUUGUCAUUGAGGAGCGACCAGGCAGGGAAGUGACGCUUGUCAAGGGGCCUCGCCACGACGGCGUCAACCUGGAUCUUGCUGUCGUGGAGACGGUGAGCAUUGCAGCCAACGGCAUCAACGUGUGGAACCCUGCGUUCGACGUCACGCCGGUUGACCUUAUUGACGGCAUCAUCACCGAGGUGGGAGUCUUUGAGAAGGAUAGCGAAGGUGUGUUCCACUUGGAGGAAGCCUUCCAGGCCGAAGGCUCUGAAGUCAAGCCCUCGACGAUUGGAGGCCUGUAGUUGGAGAUAAUAGAUACCCAGUAUAGAGAGAACGUGCUGCUCGACAUGACAGUUCCUCGAUCCUUCUGUGCACCUUGUGCCGUGUCCGAUUCUUGUACAUUGCAUUCGUUGGAAUCGUUGUUUGAUUUGCUUGACCGAGAACCUUGCAAGCUGCGUGGCGUGUCGUCUCAUCCAAGCGGCGAGCUCACGAGCUUUUGGGCUGACCUUGAGAUGAAAUCUUCUCGGCACCGGUCUGCAUGUCCUUCUCGGCGUUCUCGGCCUGCGCCAACAGCUCUUCGAUCUUCUUCU
Didymella exigua CBS 183.55 is the source of this 1595-nucleotide messenger RNA. RefSeq names its product methylthioribose-1-phosphate isomerase. The transcript has 2 exons. The record is from RefSeq and is a predicted model, not a curated record. Gene Ontology annotation, molecular function: S-methyl-5-thioribose-1-phosphate isomerase activity. Bases 129 to 1307 code for a protein of 392 amino acids. Lineage: Eukaryota; Fungi; Ascomycota; Dothideomycetes; Pleosporales; Didymellaceae.